Messenger RNA from Onychostruthus taczanowskii (white-rumped snowfinch), 3798 nucleotides. RefSeq names its product signal transducing adaptor molecule (gene STAM). Bases 13 to 1590 code for a protein of 525 amino acids. Gene Ontology annotation, cellular component: ESCRT-0 complex. NCBI's taxonomy places the organism in Eukaryota, Metazoa, Chordata, Aves, Passeriformes, Passeridae. Gene Ontology annotation, biological process: protein transport to vacuole involved in ubiquitin-dependent protein catabolic process via the multivesicular body sorting pathway. Gene Ontology annotation, molecular function: phosphatidylinositol binding; ubiquitin binding. The transcript is spliced from 13 exons. The record is from RefSeq and is a predicted model, not a curated record.
GCAACCAGUGAGAUGAAUACUGCAGAGGACUGGGGCCUCAUCUUAGACAUCUGUGAUAAAGUUGGACAGUCACGCACAGGGCCUAAAGACUGCCUCCGCUCUAUUAUGAAGAGAGUGAACCAUAAAGAUCCGCACGUCGCUAUGCAAGCAUUAACACUUCUAGGAGCAUGUGUAUCAAACUGUGGCAAAAUCUUUCAUUUAGAAGUCUGUUCAAGAGAUUUUGCCAGUGAAGUAAGCAAUGUGUUGAAUAAGGGUCAUCCAAAAGUUUGUGAAAAGCUGAAAGCCCUUAUGGUGGAAUGGACUGAUGAAUUCAAGAAUGACCCACAGCUUAGUUUAAUAUCCGCUAUGAUAAAAAACCUUAAGGAGCAAGGAGUUACUUUCCCAGCUAUUGGUUCACAGGCUGCUGAACAGGCAAAAGCAAGUCCAGCUCUAGUUGCCAAAGAUCCUGGUACGGUAGCCACCAAAAAGGAAGAGGAGGAUUUAGCUAAAGCUAUUGAGCUGUCACUAAAAGAACAAAGGCAACAGCAAACAACACUUUCCAGUUUGUAUCCAAGCACCUCAAGCCUUUUAACAAAUCACAAACAUGAGGGCCGAAAGGUUCGUGCAAUCUACGAUUUUGAGGCUGCUGAAGAUAAUGAACUAACUUUUAAAGCUGGAGAACUUAUAACUAUACUUGAUGACAGUGAUCCAAAUUGGUGGAAAGGUGAAACUCAUCAGGGUAUAGGAUUAUUUCCAUCUAAUUUUGUAACAGCUGAUCUUUCUGCUGAGCCUGAAAUGAUGAAAGCUGAGAAGAAAACAGUGCAGUUCAGUGAUGAAGUUCAAGUAGAGACAAUAGAACCUGAGCCAGAACCAGUUUAUAUUGAUGAAGAUAAAAUGGACCAACUUUUGCAGAUGUUACAAAGUGCUGAUCCAUCUGAUGACCAGCCAGACCUCCCAGAACUGCUUCAUCUUGAGGCAAUGUGCCACCAGAUGGGACCUCUCAUAGAUGAAAAACUGGAGGAUAUAGACAGGAAACAUUCAGAACUUUCAGAGCUCAAUGUUAAAGCAAUGGAAGCUCUUUCUUUGUAUAACAAAUUGAUGAAUGAGGACCCAAUGUAUUCCAUGUAUGCAAAACUACAAAACCAGCAGUAUUACAUGCCGUCAUCUGGUGUUUCUGGCUCUCAGGUUUAUCCAGGGCAAACUCAAGGUAAUGCAUAUUUGGUGGCAGGGAGUGCACAGAUGGGCCACAUUCAAGGUUACAAUCUUCCUCCAGAACAGCUCCCUUCUCUCAGCCAAGGCACAGUUACUCCAUCUGCCAGCUCAGUAAUUCCUGGGCAGCCUGCACAGACGUCUUACACAAAUGCAAUGGUUGGUUCUGUUGCUGGAAGUACCUUCUCUAACCAGCCUUCAGUGUAUAGUCCACCACCUGGUACUGUUGAUGUUGCUGCUUAUCAGAAUGCUGGAACUAAUAUGUCCCAGGUGCCAAACUAUAACUUAUCAUCUACAGCUCUGCCACAGACAGCAGGCAGUCAGCAAGCACCUCCACAACAACCACAGCCUCCACCACCUCAACAACCACAGCACAGUUACUCACAGAAGGCUCUGCUAUAGGAUCUAGGACUUCUGAUUCCUAAUCUUCUUUAACCUCUGCUAAAGGCGGUUGGCGAUUCUAUGAGUUCCUUCAUUUAAUCUCUUAAACUCUGUUUAUCCUCAGCUUAAUAAGAAUCUCUCUUGGUGAACAAGUUCAAUUUGCACUGACUUUUUAGGAUUUUUUUUUAAUUUUGCGGAAGAACUGAUAUAUUUAGGAAAUUUAAUUCCUUUUAAAAUGCCUAAAAUUGGUACAAGAUUAUUUAUGUAUGGUUAAAUUGGCUAGUUUGUGAAAACUCAACCAUUGCAAACUGUUGUGGCAUAUAUGUUAUGUACAUAUAGUGUGUGAUUGCAGUAGUGCCCAUUUCGUAUAACUAUGGUGGUCAUGUGAAUAUAUUUAACACAAUGUUUAAAAAUAAUUUGCUUUACUAUUUAAUUUUAAUCAUGAACUGACAACCAUAUUUCAUAGUUUUGUCUAGUUUUAAGACAGAUGCAAUGUCUUUUUCCAGUGCAGGAAAAACAGUAAUUCGGCAUGUCAUGGUUACAAUUACAAGCUAAGGUCUAUAUAUGAAUUUAUAAACUUAACUAAGUUUCACUACUUCUUGAAUUGAACAAAAGUGUAUCGUAACUAUUAGAUAGCUUAUCUACCAAAGUAAACUUGUUAACUAGUAAAUAAUUUGGGGGGAUAACAGCAAAUUAUGAUUCUGCUUUGGACAUAAUUACUAACUUCAAACUACUAUUCAGAGGCUGCUAAACAUAUCAUGGGACCAUGAAAUAGAACAUCAUUUUAUCAUGAGAAGCAUGUAAUUUAUUUUUCCAAGUUGUUUUUUAAAAUGAGAACCAGAACUGUAUUCUGUGUGUGUUGGUAGAGAUUACACCAAAGAAAGACAGAGGAACUGAUGUGAAAGAGAAACAAUGGAGUUUUAAGCUGGAACACACAACAUGAAUUACACUAUUUUAUUCAAGUCUUCUUAAUUAGAACAUGUUGAAUUAUGGACAUGUAAAUUACUUUGCUGAACAAACCUUCAGGGCUUCAUUAUAUCUCUUGUGGCCUUGCUUAACAAUUUGUUCUGUUUACUGUUCUAACACAAACACUUCUGCCUUAAAUGUCUGUUUCAAUUUCCAGUUGUACCAUUUAAGUUUAUUAGCCCUUCUACAGUUUGAGUAGUUCAUGAGGCAUCUCAUCUAAAUCCACUUUUAGGUUACUUUAAAUUUUCUUCUGCAGCAACAUGCAUUAGCCUGUUUUAAACCCUUGUGUUCCUCAGUAACUUUUUAAAGCAUGGUAUUUUCUUUCUGUGAAUGAGGUGCUGCAAAAGAAAUGUGGUAAUGGAAGGCAGCAUUUCACGUGUGCUUGAGCAGAGUUUCUUGUAUAAAGACUGUUGUUACUUUGUGCUUGUAGUCCAUCUUGUAAUGCAUCCUGGUUUCAUCUUUUCCAGCAGUUCUAAUUCCACUAGAGCGCUGGGUGGUUUCAACAUCAGAUCUGGUUUUAGUCCUGUGUGUAUGUCAGAAGUUGUUUGUUUUGUGUACUAUAUUUUAGUGUGAUGCUUCUGGAAUUAAAUGUUGCAAUUGUACAUUAUACUAUAAAAUGAGCUCUGUUAUCCCAUAUACUGCAUCUGUUCACAGUUACCUGACAUGUCUUUGUUUCACUAUUUUAAUUGACAUCACUGUUCUGCCAGAUACUUUCAGGUGACUGCUUUGCAUAACUUCUGACUGGGGUGGUUACAAAACGUGCCCAUGGUUGAUCUAUUCCAGCUGGGGAUGUUCUAGCCAGCUGGUUGAUCUAAUGCUAGGAUUUUCACGUAUUUGUUUUCUCUAAAAUUUUUAAGAAUCCUUGAAAACUGUCAUUAAUUAUUUCAGUACUUUGUGUGACCACAAAAGGCUGUGAAAUUUGAAAGGAAAUACUAAAGAAAAAAAAAAUAAUCUGACAUACUCUGUCAUGGAUGGCUUUUUAUGGAUUGAAGAAGUGAUGUCUUUAGAAAGGACUUGUAGUAUAAUUUAGAUUGUGUUCUUUGUGUGCAUUAGGUGUCUUAUUCCAAAAUCAGAUAGUCAAUGUAUAGAAAUGUAUAAUUUAUACAUAAAAGUGAAAAUAAUUUUUUUUAUUCCAUUGUUCUUAGUCCCUGAUUCAAGGAGAAGCUUGAAGAAUCAAGGUAGUCUUUUUGAUAUUAACAAUUGUAUUCUUAGGUUUUCACAUGUUGUGUCACAUGUUCCCUAAUGUGAAACUUCCAUACAGAA